Molecule: messenger RNA, 1723 nt
Organism: Spirodela intermedia
Lineage: Eukaryota; Viridiplantae; Streptophyta; Magnoliopsida; Alismatales; Araceae
Source: the annotation of a GenBank genome assembly
AUGGGUAUCACCAUUUGUGGCAAGGACCUCAAAAACUCCAUUAUCGAUGGUCAGAAUGCUGACGUCGAACGUCCCACCACCGAGGUCAAAGACAAGUAUAUUCUUCUCGCCACCCUUCUUAUCCAGACCGUAGGCAAUGGCGGCGGCGGUUGGUUCGUUGAUUAUUCUGGCAACAUUGAGACCGGCGAUCACGCCAGCGUCCUUGGUAGCCUGUCUCUGAGCAUCAUUGAAGUACGCUGGAGAAGAUGGAAAGGAAAUCAUCUUAGUACAAUCAAAAGUGGAACGUGAACAGAUGCAAGCAACCUGUUUUUUUUUUUUCUUACCAGGGACAGUAACAACAGCAUCCUUAAUCUUCUUUCCAAGGAACGCUUCCGCUGUCUCCUUCAUUUUGGUUAAAACCAUAGCGCUGAUCUCCUCUGGACUGAAGACCUUCGUCUCCCCGUCCUUGAUCUGGACUUGGAUAUAAGGUUUCCCGUCCUUGUCCACAAUCUUGUAUGGGAAAAGCUUAAUGUCUUUCUGUACUUCUUUGUCCACAAAGCUGAAAAGUCAUAAUCAGAAAUCAGUCAACGGGUAUCUCUCUUACUGUGUCGAAAAUUUUAAGGAGUGAAAAUGCAUCUCACUUUCUUCCGAUAAGCCUCUUGACAUCAAAUAUCGUUCUUUCAGGGUUGACAGGUGCCUGGUUCUUUGCAGCCUCCCCGAUUAGUCUUUCAUUAUCAGUGAAGGCCACCCACGAAGGAGUGAUACGGUUUCCCUGGUCAUUGGCUAUAAUCUCCACAUGACCGUUCUUAUAAACUCCAACACAAGAAUAAGUUGUACCGAGGUCAAUGCCAAUAACGGUUCCCAAUUUGGAACCUUCCUCUUUUGCCGCUGAAAAUGCAAAUAAACAGCCUGCGGAAAAAAUAACAGUUCAAUCGACUCUUCCAGUCUCGAGCUGCAUACAUUGACAGAAACAAUGCCAAAAGAGAGAGCAUCUCCUAUGUUUUGCUCCAUAGUAUGAUAGUAUCUCACGCCAAAUUGUUACAGAAUUAAAGACAAAAUAUCAUUUCGACAAGUCGUAAUAGAUUAAAUGGUGGUCACAGCUAACUCGUGACCGUUAGUUGACGUACUUUGGUAGGCAUUGCUUACUGGGAAGAUAACCAAAAAUAUACUUCGCUGUCCUAAUUUGCCUGUUAAUCAAAGCAAAGUUCGUAUCCUACAAUCUGAAGUCCAGAGUCAUCUUGCGGAGAUUCAGCUGAGCAAUGAACAACAAACCCGAUACACAAUAUUUCGUGGUUCAGGGUCUUAUGGAGCUCUUUCCGCCUCUUACUUGAAUUGAUACGUGGCCUAGGUUAUUCUCAUGAAGGUGAUUUUCAAAGCGGUUCAUUCACACAACCAAGAUAUGUUCAGUCUUAGACGGCAACUAAGCAUCGGUGCAGAGAGGAGGGAGUAAACAGGUGAAAACAGAAACAUAUCUCCGUUUUUCAAACAACUAUACAUAAUAUCCUGCAGUCGAUUAGUUUUGCUUUCAUAAUAUUCUCCUAGAUGUAUGUCUUAACGGGUGAGUUCUAGAGAUCUCGCACCAGAUAAUCAAAAUGAAUGAACUGCACUACAGGAAAGAACAGAUGCAGGGGGAAAGAACAAACUGCUCCCACACUAGAAGUAAAUAAAUCACCAUACAGAGGGAACAUGAACCGGUAAGUCGGCAUUCAUCCACAAAUCAAUUUCCGGCAAAAACCUGAACUAG